CCAAAAGGCACGACGUCUCGUUAUCAAAUGAUCAACGUGACAGCUUACUUGUAUCAAACAUGGAAAUCAUGGAAGUGCCUUCGCAUGACGACGUAAGUGCGUCAAUUCCCAAACAGGAAAGUUUGUGGGGCAACUCCCAAUAUUGGGGUAUCUCGCUGAGGAAGACCAAAAAGCCUAUCACAAAGGACCUCAGGGACUACGACGCCAUACUAUUUAACCAGGACAAUAAAUGAGUAGUCUCCAAGGACAGAGAAGAGCGUCGCUGGAUUUCCUUUUUCAGCCGAGUUCCCCAGCAGAUAGGAGAGCCUCAAAAUGAAGGACAGACUUUUCGCGGGAUUAGUUUAAAAGAAGCUAGAAGAUGGCGAGCGCUCGGCACACCUUUUUAGAGAGAACACAUUCCUGCCGUUUCCAACAGCCAGAAAUAUCGAUAUCCAUGUCCUACAGCUAAUGCAAGUAGAGUACGAGGAAUGUCCACAUGCAUUCGUUUACAUUUAUAUUGUUACUGUUAAUGCCCUCUCUAAUCGGCACAGUCAAAUAUUCCCUCG
Aplosporella prunicola CBS 121167 is the source of this 545-nucleotide messenger RNA. RefSeq lists its product as uncharacterized. The record is from RefSeq and is a predicted model, not a curated record. The transcript has a single exon. The annotation marks the transcript as partial. NCBI's taxonomy places the organism in Eukaryota, Fungi, Ascomycota, Dothideomycetes, Botryosphaeriales, Aplosporellaceae.